Messenger RNA from Staurois parvus, 278 nucleotides. Lineage: Eukaryota; Metazoa; Chordata; Amphibia; Anura; Ranidae. The record is from the annotation of a GenBank genome assembly.
AAGCCUAGGUUCACAUCUGUGCGGGUGGUGCCGCUGCGGAUCCACACGAAAAUCCGUGCAGCCUCACCAGCCGCACAGAGGAAUGCGGACCCGCAGGUGGAUUCCAUUAGUUCUAAUAGCACGCCGCCCGCACUGGAAAACGCAACCGUACUGGGAACCGAGGGUCCCAUGCGGGUUGCGUUUUCCAAAGAAGUACAGGGACUUCUUUCCCUGCGGGGCAUGAGAGUCCAAUCAAACGAAUGGGCUCUCGUGCCUGAGCAAAACUCGGCCCGCACGGU